UAGAUAGUGGCGACAGAAUUAUGCGGAAAUACAAGGUUUACUGAUUUAUUGUCUGAUAUUCGUUCCGUACUAAACCUAUAUAUACAUUCAUGCUCUUUGAAUAAACUUGCCUUGCAACCAUCAGUUGUCUUGGCCCUUCUGACCCCAUACUGGUGCUUUUCAGUUCCUUACCCCUCACCGCCAGGAACUUCUAGCUUUCUGCAGCCGGUCUGCGGCAAGUGGCGCCCGCACAGGGACCUGAGUGCGUGAGGCAUUUCGGAAGAUUUCAGGGAGGCAGACUCUCCGCGGUGGCUCCCGGAGCGCUUGGUUCGACAUUAUCAUGCCAUCACCAAUAAACACCCUGACUCGAAGAAUGCGUCGCCUGAGGCUCUCGCAAUCGACCACAGCACACCCCAACCGGUUCCCCCGGCGGACGAGAAGAAUGCGGCGACGGAGUAGGAGACAACUUGUCAGGGAGGCGAGGGGAGAUCGAAAUCAAAUUACUUGGUAUCAAUUGCAAUGUUUAGUAUUUCAAGCACGUAGGAUUAUGGAGGAGAGUGCUCAUCCUCGCUCUCCUCUUACCUUUUUUUUAGCCAUGAUAGCUGUAUUGGCAGCCCCACCUAUAGAGGCUAAAUCUUAUUGGGCUUAUGUACCCGAUCCUCCUUUAUUACAACCUGUUACAUGGUCUGAAGCUGACCUUCCAAUUUUUUAUAAUGAUUCUACUUUUGGAAGAGUGCUAGGAAAUUUGCCUAUUACUAAUACUUCUGUUAAUUACUCUAAUUGGUUUAAUACUCCCCCUGUUUGUUUAAGUCCUAUGAGUACCAAUUCGGGUUGUGUUAAGGCUGUUGCUUUAGAACAUGCUAUUUCUUAUCAAACCACUGUAAAUUCUCAAUUUUUUACUCAUUUACGUAAAAAUUAUAAAGCUGUGGGAUCUAAUAUUUGUCUUCCUUGCAAACAGACUGUUUCUAGACGAGAAGAUUUAUCCACCUUUGUAUUUUGGUAUAAGGAUAACGUUCCCAUUCACAUGAAUGCUAGAGUAACUAAGCUUGCUUCUAAUACUUCGUUGGAUCAUUCUCUAUGCAUAUAUCGCUUGAGGAUUGAAGAUACUGGACAUUAUUUGUGUAUUGAAACUACCAUAGGUAAUCAAGGGACGUUAUUAGCUGGACAUCAAAUUACGGUCGUAAAGACUGUCACAGGACUACAAUUUCCUGCUUUUAUGGCUUCUGAAUUCCCGCAGUUUGAUUUUCCUGUUUGUAAUGAUACAUGGACUAAAGCCUCUGUUUGGUGUACUUUAGAUUAUGAUAAUGGCACUAUACUAGUUUCUUCUGUCCCCGUUAAUAAUAACAGCCUUGUUUUUUACAAGCAAUGGGAAUUCUGGAAACUUGCCUUAUCCUUUUCUUAUAGACCGGUGAUUACUUGCGUUGCUCCUCCUUAUGCUUUAUUGAUUGGAGAUUUAAUUGUAGAAAACACUAUGAAUCCUAUAGGUUAUAAUAUUACUUGUGUUAAUUGUAUCUUUAGUAGUUGUGUUUUGCCCGUUAAAGGAUCUACAUCUGUUAUGAUUAUGAAGCAACCUUCUUAUAUAAUGUUACCUGUUAAUUUGUCUGAACCAUGGUAUCAUAACACUGGCAUGCAAGCCUGGCUGGAAUUGACUGAAGCAUUAAAACGACCAAAGAGAUUUAUAGGUGUUCUAAUAUGUGCAAUCCUAGCCUUAGCAGCUUUAACUGCUACUGCGGCCACUGCUGGGAUUGCUCUUUCACAAACUAUUCACCAGGCUCAUUAUGUUAAUCAGUUAUCUAAAAAUACUAGUGUAGCAUUAGCCCUACAAAGUCAUAUUGAUACCCAACUAAAAACGGAAGUAGAUGAAUUAAAAAAUGUUUUAAUAGGAAUAGGGGAUCAAGUUAUGGCUUUAAAAUUAAAAAUGCGUUUGAUUUGUCAUGCCAAAUAUACCUGGAUUUGUGUAACUCAACAUUUAUAUAAUGAUUCACAAUGGGAUUGGGAAAAAGUAAAAAUGCAUAUAUUAAGUGUAUGGACUGAUGGACACAUUAGCCUUGAUAUUCAAAAGUUAAAUGCCGAAAUACAAGCUAUUCAAGAGGCCCACCUGGACGAAGAUGGACCCCAGAAUUUGAUUCAAGGAUUAUUAGAUCAACUACAAGGGCUAAACCCGAUACAAUGGAUUCAUGGAGGGCUCUCAGGCCUGAUAUCAAUUGGUGUACUACUUUUAUUGGUGAUCGGUUUAUUACCUUGUGUUGUUAGAUUUGUAAUGGGGCGCUUCGCUGUCUUGCGUCAGGAUGUUCAUGGCUUAAAGCUUCAUUAUCAAGCUUUAAAAAAUAAUAAAAAAGGGGGAAAUGUGGUGGCCCCCAAGCUGUAAGCUUAUUCAGCUUUCUGCUUUCCGGAGAACUGCUUGUCUCUCUCUUGGUAUGCACUCCUGACGCUGCGGUAUUGAGCGUAAAAAAGGAAAAUGGCUUGCGGCCAGUUUCGCUCCAGGUGCCUGCUCUGCAUCUAAGAGCCCCUGGUUGUUCCCCAGAAGAAGGACGUGCUGCCCUGAGGGGGAAGUCUGUAUCUCCAAAGAAUGGCCCAUAAGGCAUGCUGACGCAUAGAUAGUGGUGCAUAGAUAGUGGCGACAGAAUUAUGCGGAAAUACAAGGUUUACUGAUUUAUUGUCUGAUAUUCGUUCCGUACUAAACCUAUAUAUACAUUCAUGCUCUUUGAAUAAACUUGCCUUGCAACCAUCAGUUGUCUUGGCCCUUCUGACCCCAUACUGGUGCUUUUCAGUUCCUUACCC
Molecule: messenger RNA, 2760 nt
Organism: Balaenoptera acutorostrata (minke whale)
Lineage: Eukaryota; Metazoa; Chordata; Mammalia; Artiodactyla; Balaenopteridae
Product: endogenous retrovirus group K member 6 Env polyprotein-like
Exons: 2
Coding region: 320-2347 (675 amino acids)
Molecular function (GO): structural molecule activity
Source: RefSeq, a predicted model, not a curated record